Molecule: messenger RNA, 373 nt
Organism: Teleopsis dalmanni
Lineage: Eukaryota; Metazoa; Arthropoda; Insecta; Diptera; Diopsidae
Exons: 2
Coding region: 25-267 (80 amino acids)
Source: RefSeq, a predicted model, not a curated record
ACACUACUCUUUCUGGUAAUAAUUAUGGUGACUUUAACUGUUGGUUAUCCAUCCAAAGAAAAAUAUAAAAUUCGAAUACAUGUACCGAUUAAACAUCACACACACGUCCAUACAAAAACUGUCAUUAAAAAGGUUCCGCUACCGAUACCAAUUCCCGUGAAGGAACAUCAUGAACCAAAGAAACAUCACUAUGUAGAAGUAGACGAUGAGUUCGAAGGCUAUGAGUACCCGAAGAAGAAACAUCGUAAUAGACAUCCUUUCAUUUAGAAACGUAGAGUGUUUACUGUCUAUCUCAGACCCAAGUUUCAGUACAAAAUCAGUGCAAUAAACCACAAGUUUCCAAAUUGGGAGCUCAUAUGAAGACCAAAUAAAA